AUGGCCACCGAUAUCGCGUGGGAUCCAACUGGAAGAUAUGUUGCAACAGCGGUUACAAUAUCUCAGGAGAUGGAGGAAGGUUUUAAGAAAGGUUUUCACUGGGAAACGGUUCGUCCUCGUAACCCUCCUAAUGGGUUUUUCAUUUGGUCCUUCAAGGGAGAGAAACUUUACUGGAGAUCAACACCCAAUGAAUAUCGUCUCUUACAAUUAAAUUGGCGUCCCUACGGAGGAAGCAUAGAUGAAGAGUUGUUGAAGAAUCAGGAGAAGCCUAUUGAAGAAGACUCUGUAAACUGGGCAAGUGAGGAAGAAUCUGUAAAAUGGGUAAGUGAGGAAGAAUCUGAAAACUUGGCAAGUGAAGAAGAAUCUGAAAACUUGGCAAGUGAAGAAGUAUCUGAAAACUCGGCAAGUGAGGAAGAAUCUGAAAACUUGGCAAGUGAGGAAGAAUCUGAUAACUCGGCAAGUGAAGAAGACUAG
This is a messenger RNA of Eutrema salsugineum, 474 nucleotides long. RefSeq names its product eukaryotic translation initiation factor 3 subunit B-like. Bases 1 to 474 code for a protein of 157 amino acids. Gene Ontology annotation, biological process: translational initiation. Gene Ontology annotation, cellular component: eukaryotic translation initiation factor 3 complex. Lineage: Eukaryota; Viridiplantae; Streptophyta; Magnoliopsida; Brassicales; Brassicaceae. The record is from RefSeq and is a predicted model, not a curated record. Gene Ontology annotation, molecular function: translation initiation factor binding; translation initiation factor activity; RNA binding. The transcript has 2 exons.